AUGCAUUGUCCUUUGAAAAAUAUUAAGCGGCACCCGCGGAAACUAACAACACAUAUCCACCUGGGAAUAGUGACCUUGUUCAUUCCAUAUCUAUCUUCCUGGCCACUUGCAUUAAUUAGUUUACCACUAAACCAAGUUCUCUUGACGGUUCGUCCGAAUAAUAUCUCCGAGUGCGUUGCGUUUGUGCCCUGUGCUCUAGCCACGUGGCGGUUGCCCAUUACACUUCAUUAUAUGACGCACCAAGUGCCCGACUGGGCCGCCCCCACCACCACCACGGAAGAGGGUGAUUCUUCUAAGAGUUUUCAAUAUGAAGAUUUUGGUCCGCUUCCUGAUUCUGUUGUCCCUCAUCAUCAUCCGCAUCCUCAAACUGAAACUGAAACUGAUCAUGAUUAUUCUGUUUGGAAUAUUAAUACUAGCGGUGCUAGUGGUGCAACUGGAGCAGCAGAAGAUCAUAAUCACAAGUGUUUUCAAGAAAUAUUUGAAGACUUGUCCAAUAUUCAGCUUGAACCAACAAUUACACCCAAUGCUAUUUUUUCAUCCGACAAACACUUCGUAUGUGAUUUCGACAAGGGAGAAUCGUCCAGUGGACUAAAAACCACCUCUCGUUUUAUGGAGACAAAAUCAGUGUCUGGAGAAAUUAGCCAAAAGCAAGACGACCGGCCCAAAAGAACACGUGCUGCUGAACUACAUAAUAUGUCUGAGAGGAAGCGUAGGAAGAAAAUCCGGGGGAAGCUGGGAUCAUUGCAGCAACUUAUACCCAACUGUAACACGUCAGACCGAGCUUCAAUGCUGGAUGAUGCCAUCAAACAUAUUAAAGCCCUCAAGCUUCAAAUACAAAUGAUGUCCAUGGGGGGAGGAGCUCUGUACCAGGCUUCAAAUUUGUCCAUGGCUGGGAUGCAAAGCACACAAACACCUCAAUUCAUGUCGUAUGUGCCCAUGGGAACGAGCAAUGCGUAUGGAAUGGGAAUGGGAAUGGUUAAUAUGUGCUACUCAACAACAGGCCUUCCAAUCAUGUCUGUUCCCUCAGCCCGCUUCAAUCCAUUACGGCCAGCAACUGCAGGGUUCCCUCUAAUGUCUGCACCAGGAGUUCUUCCUGUUAAUCCCCAAUUGCAAAUGCCGAUGCCAUUCGUUGCUUCGCAAGUAAUGCCUACAGCCACUACCACAUCCAGGUCCAGAAAUAUGGGUCAGCCGCAAUUUGCUACAGAUUUCUCUCACACAUUCAACUAUGCAAACCAAGGAGAGUCUAGUUUCCAAAACAACACAAACAACGCAGCUUCUGCUGACAACCAGAGAGUGCCAAUUAUAAGCAAGAAGUCUAAGGUGCUGGCUAGCAUGUGGUAA
Messenger RNA from Prunus armeniaca (apricot), 1341 nucleotides. The record is from the annotation of a GenBank genome assembly. NCBI's taxonomy places the organism in Eukaryota, Viridiplantae, Streptophyta, Magnoliopsida, Rosales, Rosaceae.